CUUCGAUACUUCACCAGAGUAAGUUGGUGCCGUUGGUGGGCGAAUGGAUUGCAUUUUCCGACUCAAUCACCGACUAAAUUUGCGAGUUAAAAUACAAUUUGUGAACCACAAAUUAUAAUACUAUCUUUUUUUCACUUUUAUUUAUUAUUAUGUUCGAAGUUGGUUAGCUUUAUUUAUUAGUCUUUUAAAACCAUUUCAAUUUUUUUUUUUUGUCAUAAUAAAUUGUCGAGAACGGUUUUCUGAUGCGAUUUACAUACACACAGUGUUUGAAAUCGUUCUUUGUGAUAAAGUUUAAACUGUACCUUUAGAUUUAUUUUACAAAACAACGUAGAAUUUUUGAAAUGGCUACUCAACCGUAUGAUGACAUGGAACUGACAGCUGAAAAGGAAUUAGAUGCACUAAUAAUUGCUAGUCAAAUGGAGUCAAAUUUUGAUAUAGAUAAAAUAUUGAAUGAUAAAGCAAAGAAGAGAAAGUUUACUAAAACAAAUGUUAAGAAUCUUAUAAAGAAUGUUAUUACAAAUGCUGAUGUAGCUACAAUGUUGCGACAAACUUUGGAUGACAAUGUAGAUGGAAAUUGCUUGUAUGAACCAAAAUUUACAAGAGCAAAAAUAAGAGAAAUGUUAAAUACUUAUCCAACUUCUGCUCACCAAUGGUCUACAAGCCAGCAACAAUCAAUCUUAUCAGAAUGUACAUCAUUGAUUGAAAAAGAAUUUCCUGAUGAUUCUGAAGAUGAAGAGUAUCACCCAGACAAAAUGUUUGAGGAGGAAGAAGACGAGGACGACGAUGAUGAAUUUAAAUUGAAAGAAGUUAAUAAAUCAUUUGAUACAGAAAUUGAUUCUGAUAUUACUGAUAAUAAAACUAUAGUAGAUUUAAAUGAAAAGGAAACAAUUGGAAUGCGUACAAGGUCUAAGUUUCCUUUAAACGAUACACCUUUAGAAAUAAUUGAACAAGCUUUUAUACCACCAGAUAUUACCGAGGAUAUGUAUGAUUCAGCUUGUGAAAAUGAUGAAUGGAUAGAGUUUCUUAGUGAAUUUACAAAGCCUUUAGAGUCGGUUCAAAAUGAUGAUGGUGAAGAUGACCCAGAGUAUAAUGUUCUUGGUGAUGAUGACUUUACUAAUGUUGAUAAAGAAGAAUUUCGUAUUGAUAAAUCAGUAAAAGUCACACGUAAAGAGUAUAAUGAUUUAAUGAAUGAAUUGAACGAAUUUACUGAAAGCUUUCUUGAAUUUAAUGGUGAAGAAACAUUAGAAACUCCCACGGAUAUUAUAGAAAUUGAUGAUGAAAAAAAUGCUGUUAAACCUAUAAAUGAAAGUCAAUCUAUUCCUGUUCAUGCCUGCAUUCAAAAUAAUUAUGAUUGGAAAUUAAGUACUAAUAGUUCUUUAAAUAAUAAAAACGCUGUUAAACGUACAAAUUGUAGUCAAUUCAAUCCAGUAUUUAUGUUUUCUAAUUUAAAAUCAACUACCAAUUGCCCUACAAACAACUAUGUAAAACCAAUAGAAGUGGCCAGAUAUAACAUGCAAACAGAUAAACAAUUUAAUGUUUUAGAGUUUAAUAAUAGUCUACUUAGUAUCAAUGAACAACAUGAAAAGUUUAGUUCUGUACUUCCUUUACCAAUAUUUAAAGACAAUUCUCAGUUGGGCGUUGAAAAGCACAACACUAAUGAAGAUAUUUCUGUGAUAACAAAUAUAGUUCCUCAAUGUGUAAAUAUUAGUCAAGUAAAUAUAAUGACACAAAAACAAAUUAUUUUAUACAAACAACAACUCACACAACAUGUCCAAUUAAUAACUCAAAAUUACUUGUUAAGCACAAUGUCAAAAAAGUACCAAAGUAAUUGCAAGAAAUUUAAAUCUAUGUUGGAACAAGUCAAAGGUUUUUGUAAACAUAAAAAGUAUGCACCAAUUAAUAUAAAUUCUUCUUUAAAAUUUAUUCGAGAUUGGACUGAAGGCGUAACCAGGGAAAAAGAUAUUAAUAGUGACUAUGUCGUAUUACCAUUAUAUGUGAAAGAGUUUAUGCUAUAUUAUGAUAAGCCUGUGUUUAUCUAUCCUCAGUUGUUACCAACAAGAACUUACCAUCAUGAUGUUGUAACUCAUCCUAUUGGACCUUCGGAAGAAAAACUUUUGGUAUUAAAAAUAGAUUCUAUUUAUAAGAAGUUGAAAGAAAGUGCUAACACUCGAGCAAAAUAUAGAAAAAAGAGUUUAUCUGACUUACUGCCUAUGAUAUUAAAAACUGUACAUAGGAGAUGGUUUUCAAAUAGAACUAUAAAAUAUCUAAGACAGUUCAUAACACGACAGAAAAAUUCUUAUGAAAUGAAUGUUAUGAAGAAUUAUUUAGUACUUGGUAAAAUUGAAGAAUUUUCUUAUGUAAUUGACAUUAAAGCUCUCUUUAUGGGAAAACGUUUAUACGAGUGUGAUGUUCGAAGGUUUCCAUCAAGUUGGAAAUCAAUUAGAAACCAAUUAAAGUUAAGAAAAUAGAAAUUUUGCUUUUUUGUACCUUUAAGAUAAGUCCUUAAAUAAUUAAGCUUUAAGAUUAAUUACUAUUAUAUUUAUUAAAUUAUGGAUAUUAAAGAUAAAAACAAAUCAUUGAUUAAACUAUUGUAAUUCCACUCUAUAUUGAUUAAAAUGUUGAAUGUUAAUAAAAAAUAUAACUUAUU
Aphis gossypii (cotton aphid) is the source of this 2647-nucleotide messenger RNA. RefSeq lists its product as uncharacterized. The record is from RefSeq and is a predicted model, not a curated record. Lineage: Eukaryota; Metazoa; Arthropoda; Insecta; Hemiptera; Aphididae. The transcript has 13 exons. Gene Ontology annotation, cellular component: nucleus. The coding region runs from base 342 to 2468 and encodes 708 amino acids. Gene Ontology annotation, molecular function: transcription coregulator activity. Gene Ontology annotation, biological process: regulation of DNA-templated transcription.